AUGUCAAGGGCUCUCGACCCCAAAAUUAAAGAAGCUUUGGUGGCUGCAGUUCACACUCCUGUCUAUCAAUCUGUAGCAGAUGUACUAUCCACGCGCGACGAGCAGUUACUGGAUAUUGAAGUGCUCGGCCCUGGUCAUGUUCUAGCAUCUGGGACAUAUGCUCUACACGAGGGGAAUGCCAUAGCAAUUCCCAAGUUCAACAUUUUACGAGCCUUUUUACCGGCAUAUGAAAUAUUCAAAAGCCAUCUCCGUGGUCAGUAUGUCGCGCCGGAGGAGCUCCUACGAGCGACAUCAGUCAUUCUACUCCUGGACCCCGAGCACAUGACAGCUGCCAAUGCUCGAAAACGACACAUACGGCACAUAAAAGAGCAAAGCCCAACGCAACUACAUGUGGCCACGGACGCCGAGUUCUACCUCAUAGACAGCCUUCUCACCAGCCGCCUACAUCGCCACACAAAGUCACCGACGCUCUGGGGCCACAGGCAAUGGCUGCUUGAGCUGAGCAUCAACACGCAGAGGCCGGUAGGCAGCCUUACCACCGCCCUGGAGAAGCUCAUCUUCGUCUCCGCGGAGAGGCACCCGCGCAACUACUACGCGUGGUGCCACGCGCGCUACCUACUCGACCUCCACCACCACCACCGACGAUCCGGCACCCCCGCCGUCGCGCAGAAGCAUGAGGAGGAGCCGCAGCAAGGCCCGGCCGCCGCGCUGCUGGAGACGGUGACGGGCAUGGUCAAGAGGUGGUGCUUCCGCCACCCCGACGACACGUCCGGCUGGUCGUUCCUCGCGGUGCUCGUCGAGCGCCAAGCCGCGGCCGCGCCCACGCUAUUCGCCGAGACGCUGCGCCUCGUCGAAGACCUGUCGUGGAGGGGCGAGGCGGCGUGGUGCUUCCUGCGCGGCAUGGUGAUGCAUCGGGGCCGGCUGCGGGCCGGUCAGCUGGAAGAGUUCACGCACGUGCUCGAGCUCGUGCAUCGCGGGGGGAGGAGGGAGACGGCGACGGAGGAGCUGGACAGGCAGGUCCUGGCCAACACGCUCAAGUGGACGGAGCUGUACGCCGAGUCGGACUGCUGA
Cordyceps fumosorosea ARSEF 2679 is the source of this 1071-nucleotide messenger RNA. RefSeq names its product Protein prenyltransferase. Gene Ontology annotation, cellular component: cytoplasm. Gene Ontology annotation, molecular function: protein prenyltransferase activity. The record is from RefSeq and is a predicted model, not a curated record. Lineage: Eukaryota; Fungi; Ascomycota; Sordariomycetes; Hypocreales; Cordycipitaceae. The transcript has a single exon. Gene Ontology annotation, biological process: protein prenylation. The coding region runs from base 1 to 1071 and encodes 356 amino acids.